AAUAUACCGCCAAAUUCCUAUUUUCUACCUAACGCCUUUAUUUACUGUCCUUUUUUUCUUUUUCUUUAUUUCUCCUCUUAUUCAUUUGUACUUAACAUUAUUGUUUACCAAAAAAUUAAUUGUCACUCAUAAAAAUAAGCAUAUGCUUUUUAAUAUUCUUUGUGUUACUAAUUCCACCCCUUUUUCCACAUUAUAAAGCUCACUAUUUUGGUUGCUAUCUUUCCCAUUUAUAUACUAGUGAUUUUGAUCAUAUUUACACCUUCAAAGUAAAUUAUUUUCCUAGGAAUUAUUUUAUUAAUUGGGUUGAAAUAUAUAGGAAAUAAAAAAAAAAUGAAGUUUGGGAAGAGGUUGAAGCAACAAAUUCAAGAGACAUUGCCAGAAUGGAGGGACAAGUUUUUGUCAUACAAGGAGUUGAAGAAGCUUGUACGUUUGAUCUCCACGACGACGAUACCGCCCGGUGGUGAUAUGUUGCCGGAGUAUGGCAAGCCUGAGUCUGAAUUUGUCCUGCUAUUGAAUAAUCAGAUUGAUAAAUUCAACACUUUUUUCAUGGAGAAGGAAGAAGAUUUUAUUAUUAGGCACAAGGAAUUACAACAGAGGAUUCACAGAGUUCAAAAUACAUGGGGGCCAAAAGGAAGUCAUCCUUCUGAAUUAUGUUACAAAGAAGAAUUAGGAAUGAUUAGAAAACACAUAGUCAAUUUUCAUGGUGAAAUGGUGCUUCUUAUCAACUACAGCAACAUCAACUACACUGGGCUAGCUAAGAUCCUAAAGAAGUAUGACAAAAGAACAGGAAGUUUGUUGAGGUUGCCAUUCAUACAAAAGGUGCUUGAACAACCAUUCUUCACGACGGAUCUCAUAUCGAAGCUAAUCAAGGAGCUAGAGGCAACAAUAGAGGCAACGUUUCCUCGUGGAGUCGAUCACGAAGAACACGUAGAAGAUAGUAAAAGAAAGAGAGAAAAUAAUUAUGAGUUACUAGUUGUGGGUGAAGGCAUAUUUAGGAAUACAGUGGCUGCUUUACUAACUAUGCAAGAUAUAAGAAGAGGAAGCUCUACUAUUAGUCAUUUCUCUUUGCCUCCUCUUAAUUUGCCUAAGUUUGAGGUUGGACAAUCCAUGCUAUAACCUUAGCUUCUUCAAAACCAAUCGUCUAAUUAAUUAUAUUUGUAUUAAUCUCGUAUAACCAUUUUUAUAUAUCAAAAUGGUUAUAUAACUUUAGGGUAGUAUAAAUUAAAUUGUCAUGAUUUAUAUGUUAGAGAUUAUUGGCUUAUUGCCAUGAGUAUUGAUGACAAUUUACCUUUCUACUGUCUACUGAUAUUAUUAUUUGAUAUAGUUUUGCUAUU
Messenger RNA from Chenopodium quinoa (quinoa), 1334 nucleotides. Its product is annotated as SPX domain-containing protein 3-like. The transcript has 3 exons. The record is from RefSeq and is a predicted model, not a curated record. Bases 331 to 1116 code for a protein of 261 amino acids. NCBI's taxonomy places the organism in Eukaryota, Viridiplantae, Streptophyta, Magnoliopsida, Caryophyllales, Amaranthaceae. Gene Ontology annotation, biological process: cellular response to phosphate starvation.